This is a messenger RNA of Phytophthora nicotianae INRA-310, 1260 nucleotides long. RefSeq lists its product as hypothetical. The transcript has a single exon. NCBI's taxonomy places the organism in Eukaryota, Oomycota, Peronosporomycetes, Peronosporales, Peronosporaceae. The coding region runs from base 1 to 1260 and encodes 419 amino acids. The record is from RefSeq and is a predicted model, not a curated record.
AUGAAGUUCCGCUUGCCUCCUGGCACGUUCCCCGAGCUGGAUCUGGCCAAGGAAGACAUGGACAACAUGGAGAACGUGGCCGCGAUGAUCGUCGAUGCAGCAAUUGAAGACUUUGAACAACUCCGACUAGACAACAACGGUUUUGCCGACAAGCGGUGGAAGCCUAUCAAGCGCAAGGCUGGCGUCGUGCUGUACGAGGACCGGUCAAUGCGCGAGAGCAUUAAGAGAGAGUCGUCGCUGUCAGAAAUGCCUCAGCCAUGCGGUAUCCACCCACUUAUGGCACACGGAACCACGAGGGGUGAGCUGAACGAGCUCAUGUUUGGGUUGCUGAACCCAACCCGAGAGGAGAUGUUGGCCAAGUCCGCGUGUACUGGAGACUAUUUAACAGAUUGUGCCGAGCUGGCGUCAAUCAUUUCACCGACACCGAGUAACCCGUUAAGAUCGUUGCAAGUCAAGUGGUCGCUCAUUGGCAGGGGACCGAUGUUCGUUAGCGUCGUGAUUCGCCCACGGGAUUUCGUGUAUCUGGAGUCGACAGGGAUUGCACUUGACAGUCAUGGACAACACGUCGGAUACAAUCUGCGUCAUUCCGUUGAAGUGCCGGGUGUACGCGAGCUCCACGAGCAUCAAAUUGUGCGCGCGAACAUCUCGUUCUGUAGACUAUUUCGUCAGAAACGUGAAGGUUUCAUAGAGGUUUUUAUGACGGGAUGCGUCGAUGCAAUGGGCUAUCGGUACCCGAUAUACACGAGCAUCAUUAUGACCCAGAUCACUGAUGCGCUAUUGUCGUUUCAACGACUUCUUCUCAAUGCAAGGAUGAAGAAGCUGGCGUGGAUGUUGAACAAUAAGAGGCAGACGAGGGAUCCCAUUAAAAAGCCCACGAACGAGUGCAGUUCUUGUGGUGGCAACCUGGGAAGUGUGAUCUUGUACGGACGAAGGGAAUGCAAGAUCUGCAGCAACGUAGUGUGUCCGCAUUGCCGCGUGCCGCUGAAAGUCGCCUGGAAGCCUCGCGACGACCCAAAUAUGUUCACGAUUGAGAGGAAAACAGCAGCCAAAACGCGGUUUGAGAAGGCGUUGGUGUGUCGUCCUUGUCUCCGGAAAGCGGAGCGGACAGACGCUCUGGACGUGGCCAUCGACGAGAUCCGACGCGCAUCACCUCUGCUGGCAGUUGAGUCCGGUCUCGCGGUAACUUCUGCGUCGUCGCUCUUCUCGCUCAUCAACUCGGACCAGUUCGACCGCGACUGCUUCUUCCACUCGUACCAAUAG